Molecule: messenger RNA, 615 nt
Organism: Phaethon lepturus (White-tailed tropicbird)
Lineage: Eukaryota; Metazoa; Chordata; Aves; Phaethontiformes; Phaethontidae
Product: nicotinamide N-methyltransferase-like
Cellular component (GO): cytosol
Molecular function (GO): N-methyltransferase activity
Source: RefSeq, a predicted model, not a curated record
AUGAAGUCGCAGGUGCUAAAUAACCACGUCUAUGUAUUUGUUUAUUCACUUGCUAGGGAGAAGCGGGCUGCGAAAGAGGAGAAACCGAGAAAGGAGGCGAGGCAGGUUCUGAAGCGCAACGUGACCAAAGCCAACCCCACGGACCCCGCCUCCCUGCACGACCGCCUCCUCCCCACCCUCUGCUCGGAGGCCGCCUGCGAGGACCUGGCCACGUUCUGCGGUGCCCUGAGAAACGUCGGUGCCCUCAUGAAGCCGGGGCGGCACGUGGCGAUGGUGACCAUCCUACGGGAAAACUAUGACGCCUUCAAAAAGCAAGUUUUCUCAUGCCUCCGCCCGGGGAGGAACGUGGUGGAGGAGGCCGUGGAGGGCGCUGGCUUUGGCGUGAAGUUCAGUGAGGUCCGGCCAUACCUGCCCGGCAACGUCCGCACGGACUGCAAAGCCACGCUGAGCCUCAUGGCACGCAGGCGUGCCUCCAUCACCAGACCGCGUGCGGGCACUGGGGAGGAAAACAGCAGUGCGUCUCGUUUCAAGAAGCCCCGCCGAUGUAACCCACAGCCCCUCACCCCUUUAUCUGAAAGCAAACAGACUCGCAAGUGCUCUGUAAGGACCGUUUGA